UGAUUAAAGAUUCUAUCGUAAUUAAAGAUGGUAUAAUUUCGGGUUGUCUUAUUAACUCUGAAAAUAAUUUAGAAUUUAUUUUCGAAUUACAUAUACUGGAAAUUGGUGCUGUAAGAAUUAGAAUUAAUGAAAAAAAUCCUUUAAAACCUCGUUAUGAUAAAGUAAAAGAUUGGGCUCUUGUUAAAGAUUCAUCAAUUACUUUGGAAUAUAAUCAAAUCCAUUCUAAGCCAGAAGCAACAUCUUUUUCUUUUGGUAAAGAAAAAAAUCAUUCGAUUUUAAUUUAUCAUUCACCGUUUCGAGUAGAAAUUUUGAUUGAUAAUAUACCCACUAUCAUAUUGAAUGAUCGUGGCUUUUUCAAUUUCGAACAUUUAAGAGAAAAAGGGUUGAAUGAUCCAGAAUCUAUCGGACUUGAUAUCACAUUUCCAGGAUUCGGUCAUGUAUAUGGGGAUAAUGGUGCCUACUCUGAUCCUUAUCACUUAUAUAAUCUGGAUGUGUGUAAAUAUGAAAUAGAUAGCCCGAUGUCACUUUAUGGAUCUAUUCCAUUUAUGAUAGCACAUAGAAAAGGUGCAUCAGCGGCUGUUUUAUGGUUAAAUGCGUCAGAAACAUGGAUUGAUGUGAUUAAAAGUAAAGAGAACAAGACUUCUGAAAUUUUCUGUCAAUAUGGUUUGCUUACUGGAUUCAUGGCACUACCUCAAUAUUUUCCGAUUGGCUAUCAUCAAUGUCGUUGGAAUUAUCUCGAUCAGAAAGAUGUUUCUGAAGUUGACGAAGGAUUUGACAGACAUGAUAUUCCCUAUGAUUUUCCAGACCCUGAAAAAAUGCAAAAAGAUCUUAUGAUAAAAGGGCGAAAG
Racocetra persica is the source of this 848-nucleotide messenger RNA. Lineage: Eukaryota; Fungi; Glomeromycota; Glomeromycetes; Diversisporales; Gigasporaceae. The record is from the annotation of a GenBank genome assembly.